AUGUCGCCGAAUUUGUUUAAAAUUUGCCUAUCCCUGCUUGUUUUAUGUGCCGUUUUGCAACAAAUUAUCGCACAGAGCAGGGUAUGUGGUCCGGCCAUAGAUGCUGUACUGGAUACUAUUUGUGAAAAUGGCUUUAACACAAAAUUCAAAAAGUCCAUGGAAUGGAAAGACCUUGACAACAAUUAUCCGCCUACCCGUUAUGCAUCCUUCCCUCUUCUAGCUGGGAUUCAUGGCGGUCAAGUUGACACAUUGGCUAAGACUCGACGGCGCCGUGAGGGUGUAUUCGACGAAUGUUGCCGCAAGCCUUGUACCUACAACGAGCUCUAUUCAUAUUGCAAAUAA
Messenger RNA from Rhagoletis zephyria (snowberry fruit fly), 342 nucleotides. Its product is annotated as LIRP-like. Lineage: Eukaryota; Metazoa; Arthropoda; Insecta; Diptera; Tephritidae. The record is from RefSeq and is a predicted model, not a curated record. Gene Ontology annotation, molecular function: hormone activity. Gene Ontology annotation, cellular component: extracellular region.